Messenger RNA from Anopheles darlingi, 2239 nucleotides. Its product is annotated as transmembrane reductase CYB561D2-like. The transcript is spliced from 3 exons. Gene Ontology annotation, molecular function: transmembrane monodehydroascorbate reductase activity. Bases 1383 to 2114 code for a protein of 243 amino acids. Lineage: Eukaryota; Metazoa; Arthropoda; Insecta; Diptera; Culicidae. The record is from RefSeq and is a predicted model, not a curated record.
AUGGUGCGAAAUGGGACGAAUUGUGUGUUUAUACUGCGCGGGUUUGGGAGUCGAAUGUCUUUGAUUUGGCAGUUGGUUAUCGCAGGUCGAACGCCCACUUUCCACAAAUUCUCCACUUUCCACGGUUUGGCUUUCCACAAAUAAGUUUUGCAGUUCGGUUCAAUUGAGGAAAAUGGAAGAAUUGGAGCACGACUCCCCGCGGGUCCGUAAAUGUUCUUCGGUGAUCGGCUACGUUCAAUCCACUACGUCGUAUGCACUUUUUAACUUGGUGCACCCGCUCGUGAUUAUCACAUCCAGUGCCUGUUUGCUGAUUGCUUGCUGGAAGUAUGGGUUUUCCCAUUUGUAUAGCUGGCACGUUUUACUCACGGGGCUCGCGUAUCACCUGCUGAUGGCCAGCGGAAUAGUCGUGUUGAAUGGCAACAACAGUCUCUCCCGGUUGAUGCGACAUUCCUCGAGGAGAAUGACUCAUCUAGUUUUGCAGUGCGUUGCUAGUGGAGCUGUGCUCGUUGGAUGUGUGUUGCAGUACCUCAGCCGCGAAAUCAAAGGCAAACCACACCUAGCUUCUGUCCACUCAGUAACGGGAACGAUAUCGGUAGUUUUUGUAAUCAUUACGCUAGCGAUCGGUCUGAUCGUGAUGCUGUGGGGUCAAGGUCCAUGCAUGAGACCCUCGAUCUUUAAACGAUUGCAUCGUAUUGCUGGGUUGACGAGUUUUUUAGCCGGAACGAUUGCGAUUAUUCUAUCUUAUGACAAGCAUAUUUUUGCUGAAUUCUUCUCGACCGAACUGUGCAUAAUAUUAAAAUGCUUCGCGGUAACGAACGCAGUGCUUAGUCUGUUCGGUAUCUUUACGAACAUGUACCAAUCUAUUCGAGAAUGGUUUGGUUUUUGUAGAAAUAGUGAUUAUCUUUUGUACGAACAUUAAACACGCAGCGCGAAAUGUACACGUGAUACACGAAGAGUAGAAAUAAAAAGCAAUAAGCUGUAAUCUCGCGUGGGAUUUCCAGCUUCCAGAGUUCACGAUCUCGGCUGCCCCAGAUGGCUCGUCUUCGCGACGGUGAUUAACUCGUGUUGCAAAUGAUAAAGAGAACGCUACUCCCCCGAUGUCGCGUGCAAUGUGGGGGGAGGUUCGCUAGUCUCGCACGUAGCAUCUCGUACACGUACUGCUGAUAAGAAAUCGUGAAACUGUGAACGCAAGACUGGCUAUUGAUCAAUCCGUACAAAAGAAUAAUGUUGAACUUGGCGUUGCUUCACACUAUCGCAGCUUACGGUUCGCUGCAGUCGCUGUUCGUGCUGAAAAGUGAUUCGUUUAAUUUACUGCCCUGUUCAGUAGUGAUUCCAACACUGUUUGUAACUGCGCGUGUAACCGUGAAAGUGCGAACGAAAAAAUGGCCACAGACAAAGGGUUAGAAAUGAGAGACAAUGUGAAAGAGUCUUUUGAAAAGGCCAAAGAACCGGCAAAGAAUGAAUGGCUUCUGAUGCUGGAGGGAAUAUUCAACACGAUUAACCACGUGAUGAUCGGUGUCGUCUGCAUCUACACCAGCCGGCUAUGCUGGAUCAAUGGCUUCAGUAAGCUGUACACAUGGCACGUGUUUCUCUGUCUUCUCGGGUACCAUCUGCUGAUGACCGAGGGUAUUGUUCUGUUCUACAGUGGAAACGGAUGGUCCCAAAAGCUUACCCAUUCACACAAGCGAACCGUUCACUGGCUGAUCGAAGUCGUCGCCUGUUUCUGUGUCGUGCUAGGAAUUUCACUGGAGAUCUACUACCGCGAAACAAGCAACAAACGCCACUUUUCUUCGGCACACAGCAUAGUGGGGCUGUGCUCGCUGAUCUUCCUGUGCCUAACUUUCGUCAACGGAUUAAUGUCUUUAUAUGCCGUAGAAUUGCGGAGUCGCAUUAAGCCGAUAUACUCGAAGCUAAGCCAUUAUCUUAGUAGUACCGUUUGCUACGUGCUGGGUAUGGUAGCCAUAAUGUUGGCGUAUGAGAAAAAGAUUUACUAUCGAAACACAAUUCAAGAAGGUAUCGACAUGAUGCUUGCCUUCACCAUCUUGGUGACUAUAUUGAGUCUUAUUGGGGUUGUGAGGACCGUUUAUAAUCAGCUAAGGAUGCUCCCGAAAUAAAAUCAUCUACUAAAGCUACCAACGUUAUGUGCACAUUACGUUAUUUGCAGUAAAUCGUCAUUCAACACCGUUUUCAUCUAUCGUGACCAAAUGUUUAAAAACCAAAAAUGUAUUGAAUACCACAA